AUGGCGCCAAAGCGCAUGCCCAAGGUGACGAGCCUAUCGGCAUCGGCGUCGAAUGGAUCGUCGGCCUCGUCAAGCCGCAGCAGGAGUUCGAACCCAUUCGGUCCAGUAGACCCCAGUACUUAUCACGAUUUCGACGAGUCGAUGCAGGACGGCGUUGAACUCGAAGAAAAGGGAGAACGAUUCCAGUUCGGACCAAAGGCGCAACGCUUUUACGUUCAAGCCGGCACGCUCUACACACGGGCAGCUCAGCUUGCUGGCGCCAAUGUAGAACGACGCGCAGACGCGGUGUACAAUGCGUCACGGAUCCACUUUCUGCUCGCUUCGCAGUUUGCACUGCCACCGGAGAACAUGCAGUCUUUCGUCGAGGCGGUCGAAAGCGCGCAGCAGGCAGUGCAGCUUGCGGCUCCUGUCUCCAAUGCAGGAUCAGCCGAGGUUGGUCUCCCGAAUCCUUUCGCUCUUGAUGCAAUGACACAUCUGGCUACGUGCUUGCAGACGCUUGCCGAAGUCGUAGAGGAGCUCGGCUGGCCGUCAGGGCUUCACGCCCCCUCCUUGUCCACACAGGGGACGCGAAGUGCCCCUUCUCCAUCACUUUUAUGGAGCGAGGCGCUGAAAGUCUUCCAACAGGUCGCAGAUGGGCAGUACACUAUCUUGCAAGAUCAAAGGACCGAUGCAGCUGCAUCAGAUGAGGAGGCACCUUCGGCUGCGACACCCUCGACAGGCAUAGAGGAGGAUGAAGAAGAUCUGCGAGAGUCGACCGGAGAAGAUGCCGUGUAUGGCUACACGUCCUCGUUAGUCACUCCUGCAUCGCUUAUGGAGACGUUUUUAUCGAUGAUGGCAUGCUACACCUCGUUGAUAGAUGCCUCUGCGACCUUGGACGGUGUUCAGAUGCUCAACUCUGCAGCCCAGCAGAUCUACUCAAAAGCAGAAGCGUUGGCUUCCGAGUUCCAAUUAACAGGUGCUUUGCCGGCCACAACCAACGACGCUGCUCAAGCAUCUUCAGAAGAAGCAGCGAUCUGGGGUGAGAUGCAAAGAUCUUCCCUGACAUUACGAGUGGCAGUUGUUUGCAAAGCAAUCGUGCUGGCUUCAGACGUAGCACACAUCAGUGCGGAAGUGGAAGCGCUCAUGCAAACGGUCAACGACUGGGCAGCUCGACUGAUCGCUACGCCGACUUCCGCUGAGAUAGUAUCAGGUCGCAGAGACGCCAAAGUUGCCGAGCUUUGCGAUGUCGGCGAGGCAGGUCAAAACAUAUGCAGAGCUUCGCUGCGGUUGAAGCCCACGGGAGGAGGGGCCGCAGCAGUUUGGUCGCUUGCCACAUCGAGCACCAAGCUCUUUUCUCAAGCAUUGGCUGCCCUCGACACUUCCGCGGCAGGCGGAGGCUCAGCAGCGGUGCUUGGCCAAGCCAACACUUCGACGCCGACGUCCCGAGCGCGCUGUCGCAUCUUGCUUGCGCUAGCCAGCAUGUCCAUCUUCCGCUCUCAUCCUGCUUUCGAAGCGGCUGGUAUCGCGGGCGCCAGAGGAACGCGAACCAAACUCUUAGACAAUGCUCGUCUAUAUGCGCGCAAGGCUGUGACCGAGAUCGGGCUUGGAUGGUUGCUGCGAAUAGCUCCUGCUCAAGCACCUAAAUCAGUGAUCAUCCCACCCUCUGGAGGAUGGGAAAGCCUCUCGCUCGAAUCGGAGGCCACGCUGCAUCUACUUCGCGCCCUGCUAGUUCGGAACAACGUUUUGGGCGCAGCAGACAGAAAAGCGGUCAACGAAAGCCAAGUGGAGCUGGACAGCCUGGUGCUGCACAUUCGACAUCUGCGAAAGAGACCUGUACAAGUCGGUUCCUCCAAUGAUGCUGCUUCGAUCGAACUGGCGCAUUGGCUUUACACGCAAAGCGUCAAAUCAUUCGUCGACGACAUUGUUGAUGACAAUGGACGCGACAUUGUCGAAAGCGAGAUCGCGUGUUGGGACACCCUUCUUUCCGAUCACUCUCCUUGUUGA
Messenger RNA from Pseudozyma hubeiensis SY62, 1983 nucleotides. RefSeq lists its product as hypothetical. Lineage: Eukaryota; Fungi; Basidiomycota; Ustilaginomycetes; Ustilaginales; Ustilaginaceae. The record is from RefSeq and is a predicted model, not a curated record. The coding region runs from base 1 to 1983 and encodes 660 amino acids. The transcript has a single exon.